GUAACGAGUCGUUGACGACCAGGGGGAGGCACGAAAGUAUUCGAUUCCAAACGUUUCUGUUUGGUUUUCCAUCCGACGAAACAAUUCCCGGAAAAUAUAUUUCGAAGGAAAAGACUUUCCCUUUCUUACAUCUUUCUGAUUCUCUCUCUACAAUAUCCGAUCUCUCUCUCUAUAUCUUUCUGUUUCUCCGAACUAUCUCCGAUACAGCUUUGGUAUAAUUACGCCACAUAAAAAAGGUCGUGGGUCAACAAUCACCCCUAAAGAGUACAAUAAUUUCACUGGUGAACUUGGAUGUUAGUUGUCUAGGAAAGAGCGGAAGAGAAACCAAGCAGUAGUUACAGCUACUUCUUAAUCAGAACAAGCAUUUUACCAGGUUCUAUCGAUUACUGGAUGGCCCUCAUGGUUGAUGUAGCAUAAAUGGAAGGACAAAUUCCUGGACAGGUACUCCAAAUAUAUCAAAGCUUUGCUGGGAUUGAUGCCAUAUUCUUCAAUGAUAAACCUGAAAGGUUCCCACCGUCCAAUCAUAUCUUAUAGGCCUAUACGAUCCUCUGAUUUAGAGGUUGUUGAGAAAAUCCAUGGUGAUCUAUUUCCUAUCAGGUAUGAGCCUGAGUUCUUUCAGAAUGUCGUUAAUGGCCGUGAAAUCGUGUCGUGGGGAGCUGUUGACAGUAAUCGACCUAAUGGUCAAAGGGACGAACUUAUUGGAUUUGUUACUGCACGAAUUGUUCUGGCAAAAGAGAGUGAGAUAGAAGAUUUGCUCAGAUUUGACUCAUCAAAAUCAGAUCAAACACUAGUUUACAUUCUGACACUGGGAGUAGUAGAAUCUUAUAGAAACCUUGGAAUAGCUUCUUCACUUAUUCGAGAGGUUAUUAAAUAUGCCUCAAGUCUUCCUACUUGCCGAGCAGUUUACCUCCACGUGAUUUCUUACAAUAAUCCUGCCAUCCAUCUGUACCAGAAAAUGUCCUUCCAAUGUGUACGGCGAUUGUAUGGUUUUUAUUUCAUCAAUGGCCAGCAUUAUGAUUCAUACUUGUUCAUUUACUAUGUCAAUGGGGGUCGAUCUCCUUGCUCACCAUUUUUUCUGUUCUGCAGAGAGCUUUUGGCGCUUGUGGUGGCUUAUGUGAGGAGUGGGUUUAAAUCGGUGGCCGCAAGGCUAUGGAGGAACAAGGAGGGGGACCAUAGAUGGCUCAAAGGUAAAGACACCUGUUGCGUUGUAACUACAACUCAAAGCAAGAGAAUCCUCUCCUCUGAAGGUACUGGAUGCCAGUUUGUUUAAUGUUUUUAUAUUAGUCAGAUGUUGUUAUGAAAGAAAUUAGGCCAAAUAUCAUAAUAUUAAUGUAUUUAUCUCCUUUUCUUCUCUUCCCCAUCUUCCUUCGUCUGACCUAAUAUUAAUGUAUUUAUUAUCUUCUUUUCUUCUCUUCCUGUUCUUCCUUCCUAUGUCCUUCCAAGUAUACCUUCAAGCCAUUGAACAAUGUCUUAUGUAGCACAUUGAAUGUUCUAUAUCAAAGUAUUAUCUUGAUGUGCCUAA
This is a messenger RNA of Cornus florida, 1522 nucleotides long. RefSeq names its product histone acetyltransferase MCC1-like. Lineage: Eukaryota; Viridiplantae; Streptophyta; Magnoliopsida; Cornales; Cornaceae. The transcript has 7 exons. Gene Ontology annotation, biological process: N-terminal peptidyl-methionine acetylation. The record is from RefSeq and is a predicted model, not a curated record. Gene Ontology annotation, molecular function: protein-N-terminal amino-acid acetyltransferase activity; histone acetyltransferase activity. Gene Ontology annotation, cellular component: Golgi membrane. Bases 476 to 1270 code for a protein of 264 amino acids.